Caenorhabditis briggsae is the source of this 2169-nucleotide messenger RNA. RefSeq names its product Protein CBR-SUT-2 (gene Cbr-sut-2). Lineage: Eukaryota; Metazoa; Nematoda; Chromadorea; Rhabditida; Rhabditidae. Gene Ontology annotation, cellular component: nucleus; cytoplasm. Gene Ontology annotation, molecular function: poly(A) binding; metal ion binding. Bases 1 to 2169 code for a protein of 722 amino acids. The transcript has 6 exons. Gene Ontology annotation, biological process: regulation of mRNA stability. The record is from RefSeq and is a predicted model, not a curated record.
AUGAGCUCUCAACCGGGAACCGGAACCUCGGAAGUUUCCAAAAAACUCAAGGCGGCGAUUCGCGCGAAGCUAGAAGAGCUCGGUGUCUAUGUGGACGAUGAAUUGCCCGACUACAUCAUGGUCAUGAUUGCCAACAAGAAGGAGAAGGUGCAAAUGAAGGACGAUCUCAACUUGUUCAUCGGGAAGAGCACCGCCAAGUUCGUCGAUUGGCUGUUUGACCUGUUCGAUCGGCUUCAGAAUGCGUCUAACAAGCAAGGUGAAAGCAGUAGUAGUAGCAGUGCCAAGAAGGACGAGGAGAAGAAGAAGGAGCAAGAAGCCAAGGAGCGGGAGGAGAAGCGAAGGAAGGAGAAAGAGGAGCGGGAGAGAGAACUACAAAAAGAAAAAGAGCGAGAGAAGGAGCGUCAACGAGAACGGGAUCGUGAGAAGCGACUUGAGGAGGAGAAGCGGCGAGAGGAGAAGAGGAAGGAGGCUUCGAAGCCGAAACGUCGUCGCACUAGAAGCAGAUCCAACACCUAUUCAGAUGAUGAGCGUGUUCAAAAGUCACAUCACAGAGAGCACAGACGGCCCAGAUCAACGGAAAGAAGAAGAGGCAAUGCUCUGGAUAGUGGCGAGGAGACAAGUCCCAGAAAGCUUCAAUCGAAAGUCACCGUUAACAGAAAGAUUCCACCGGCUGGAGACACCAACGUCAGAGGCCGUGGCACAAUGUUCCUACGAGCGAUGAAUGAGGCUAGCGUUAGCGCUGGAUAUGGAGGCGGUCGUAGAAGUUCUGAAGCUCGUGACGACGAUGACAUGUCGGAUGUAGAGGCUCUUCCUUCGAAAUCUUCCACUUCAGUGAAAUCUCCGAAAAAGAGCCUUCGCGAUAGAUUGAGCAGAGUCACUGACAAAGGAGUCGCCGAGCCAAUCGAAGACGAUGCUGUUGUUCUGGGCAACCAACCGCAGACUGGAGGUCCACAGAUGAUAUUGAAGCUGUCUGGAGGCAGAGAAGCCAUCAAGAGAACCAGGAUUCAGGAUAGAAUCGUUAUCAAUGAUGACUCGGUUCGUCGUGGACUCUUGAAGCGAAGAGUGGAGAUGCCAGGAAAUGCUUCUGAGGAGCCGAAGUCGAAGCAUGAAAGAAUAAAAUUCGACGUUUCUCGAGAGACGACACCUUCUGACGACUCGCCGACGAUGCAAAAAUGGAAUGGACAUAUCAGAAUCGGCGAUGAUUCUGAAGACGACGACGAGGAAGCUGAAAUCGAUGCAGUGGUUGCCGAAGCGCGAGGGAUAGUCGUCAGAAGAGACAGUGCGAUGGAAGAGGAAGAAGAGAUUUUACCAUCAACACAUCAGCUCUCCGGCGCUAGCUUCAUUAUCCCUGACCCAUACCAAUCGGCAGUUCCAGCUUAUAUUCCAACUCCAUUGAGUGUUCUCAACGAACAGCAGAAUCAAAUGGGCGGUCCUAGAGAUCAUCAAACCAGAGAGCGCUGCAUCUUCUGGCCGAAAUGUACUAAAAAGGAGGCAUGCCCAUUCGCUCAUCCCACCACCAACUGCAAGAACUUCCCGAAUUGCACCUAUGGAAACCGUUGUCUCUUCAUUCAUCCGCAAUGCCGUUUCGACCGCUUCUGCACCAAGAAACACUGCCCAUUCACUCAUCCUGGCACUGGAGGCUAUCAACCGGGAUCUGGAGCGGCUCCAGACGUUCAGAAUCCUCUUACUUCUAAUCGUGUGCCAGCAGUUGCUGUCGAUGAACCACAACCACAAAAGCCACUUGUCCGUGGAGCUCUAGGAAGUUUGGCAGAGAAAUUGGCGGCGUCAAUUAAGAAGAAGCCAAUGGUUCCGGCGGAGAAGAAGGAAGAAAAGAGCGACGAGAAUCAAGCUUCGUCACCAGUCAAGGAGGAGGAGACGGUUAUCGAUAACAACGAGGUGCCGAAAGAGGAUUCUCCUUCAGAAGCGACUUCUAGAGUGGUUCCAGAAGCACCACUUCAAAAUAUGAUUCAUUGUCGUUAUGCAGGCGCUUGCCGCAAUCCAGUUUGCCAUUUCAAACAUCCAAAGGAAUGCCGAUUCGGUGCCAACUGCCGUAACAGCGGCUGCUACUUCUACCACAAACCAUCUGCACCAGUUUCUACAGCGCCAGUCGUCACGGCUUCUACUGACGGUGCCGCCAAGUACAAAUGGAGCGCCUCUGCUGCCAACUAG